UAAUGGAUGCCAAAGUGAACAUAGACUCGAUUACAGACCGUCUGUUACAAGGAGUUCGACAGCUGCAGCCUGGUAAGAACGUUCAACUAUCAGACUUUGAGGUUCGUCACCUCAUAUCCAAGUCACGAGAGAUCUUCUUAUCUCAGCCGAUGCUUCUGGAACUUGACGCACCGUUGAAAAUCUGCGGCGACAUCCACGGGCAGUACGACGAUCUUCUUCGUCUCUUCGCAGCCGGUGGAUUCCCUCCCAGUGUCAACUAUCUCUUCCUCGGUGACUAUGUCGACAGAGGUAAACAAUCUAUUGAAACAAUUUGUCUCCUCAUGUGCUACAAGAUAAAGUACCCUGAAAACUUCUUUCUUCUCAGAGGCAACCAUGAGUGUGCAAGUAUCAAUAGAAUCUACGGAUUCUACGACGAGUGCAAAAGGAGAUACAGCGUCAAAUUGUGGAAGACCUUCUGUGAGUGUUUUAACUGCCUUCCAGUUGCUGCGAUUAUUGAUGAGAAGAUCUUUUGUUGCCACGGAGGACUCAGUCCGGAUCUGAAGAGUAUGGAUCACAUCAGGCGUAUUAAACGGCCCACGGACAUUCCUGACCAAGGUCUUCUCUGUGACCUUCUCUGGGCUGAUCCAUCGGAAGACAUAGCAGGUUGGGGUGAGAAUGACCGAGGGGUUUCAUUCACCUUUGGAAAUGAAGUCAUUUUGAGAUUCCUCGCGAAGUUUGACAUGGAUUUGAUCGCAAGAGGUCAUCAAGUUGUUGAAGAUGGCUAUGAGUUUUUUGCCAAUAGAAAACUUGUAACUAUAUUCUCCGCACCCAACUAUUGCGGGCAGUUCGACAACGCUGGUGCUAUGAUGACGGUGGGGGAGGAUCUCAAGUGUUCUUUUCAAGUUUUAAAACCUCACGAAUCCACGAGAGCGUCACAAUAUUACAAGUUUCCAAAGGUAGAGACGUCAUUAAGGAAUUCUAUCACGAAAAAAUAAAGGUGAGAGAAAGAACGUGGAUUUUGUAUGCGUAUAUUACGUUUAGGAAACUGCAAGGUUGAAUGUCAGAGCAACUUGUUUGGCGACAAAUAUAUUCAAAUAGAGUGAACUCCUAGUAACUGUUCAGUGGAUUACUUGUACGUACGGUUUCAUCAGAUAGUAUUACCAUAGACAAAAAGACCAUAAACAUAUGUUGAUAACCGAAAUUACUUUUAUUUACUUUUCUUAUUUACUUGAUCUCCUAAGGAAACAUUCCCAAAUAUUGGCUUACAGCUGACGUAAUCCUAAAUCUUAAGCUACAUCUGUACAAGAGCCACCUGUGGAGUAUGUUUUAUCUAUGCCUGUACGCUUGCUUAGUUACCCUUCAUUCCUGGAGGUCCGGGAUUGAAUCCCGUCAAUCAACAAUGGGAAAUUGCUAAGUGAAGCAGUGCCCAGUGGAUCUGAGCCUACCUAAGGCUGUAGGUUCAUUAAUCUACUAGUAUUAUAAUUCUGAUAGGUUUGCAAGGUAACGAAGAAAGCUAUUUCUAUACUGGACAUUUCACUCUAUGAAUAGCUAAGCGAUAGGUACCUAUUAUUAGUAACGGGGGACCGAGCCUUGCUCGGCUUUUGUUAGUUCAGUUAAAUAGUGAAAAUAAUCGUACAGAAAUUGUAUAAUUUACAAAAAAAAAAAAUUAUUACAAAUCAUUCACAUUUAAUCGCUGAAACAAUAACAACUAUGUAAUGUAAAAGCAUGCAAUUAUACGAAAAUAAGAUACAGUUUUAUGAUUUUGCUAAGUUUAAGUGCUACUCGCAAAGAAAUGUUCUUCCCUCUAGUUAUUGAAACCAGUUGUUCGACUUAUACGCU
This is a messenger RNA of Macrosteles quadrilineatus (aster leafhopper), 1818 nucleotides long. RefSeq names its product serine/threonine-protein phosphatase alpha-2 isoform-like. Gene Ontology annotation, cellular component: nucleus; cytoplasm. The record is from RefSeq and is a predicted model, not a curated record. Bases 3 to 974 code for a protein of 323 amino acids. Lineage: Eukaryota; Metazoa; Arthropoda; Insecta; Hemiptera; Cicadellidae. The transcript has a single exon. Gene Ontology annotation, molecular function: protein serine/threonine phosphatase activity.